Messenger RNA from Pygocentrus nattereri (red-bellied piranha), 3847 nucleotides. It is a transcript of the gene mtm1, whose product is annotated as myotubularin 1. Gene Ontology annotation, biological process: negative regulation of autophagosome assembly; dephosphorylation; mitochondrion distribution. Gene Ontology annotation, cellular component: plasma membrane. The transcript has 15 exons. The record is from RefSeq and is a predicted model, not a curated record. Gene Ontology annotation, molecular function: phosphatidylinositol-3,5-bisphosphate 3-phosphatase activity. The coding region runs from base 145 to 1944 and encodes 599 amino acids. NCBI's taxonomy places the organism in Eukaryota, Metazoa, Chordata, Actinopteri, Characiformes, Serrasalmidae.
CGAUGUGAAAGCUGACCAAUCACUGCGCGCUCCGCUGUCACGUGACUGUGGCGGAGCGCUUCCUGCGGCGGUGCUGAAAACACUGUGGAUUUGAGGAGCGGAGAGUCGCGCUAACGGGCAGUGGUGGAAGCAGCAGACCCAGUGAUGGCCUCGGCUCCCAUACCGGCAUACAACUCCAGUCCACUGGAGAACAGCUCCAGCCAAAACGUGUCCAGGGAGAAUCUGAAGAUGGAGCCCCUUGCAGAUGUUGCCUUAUUGCCGGGAGAGGAGAGAAUGAUAGACAAAGACGUCAUGUACAUAUGCCCGUUCAAUGGAGCGCUCAAAGGAAAAGUGUUCAUCACCAAUUUUAGACUGUACUUCACUCACACGGACUCCACAUUUACCCUAGAUGUGCCCCUGAGUGUUAUCAGCAGGAUAGAGAAGAUGGGCGGAGCCAGCAGUCGAGGGGAGAACUCCUAUGGACUGGACAUCACCUGCAAGGACAUGAGGAACUUGCGGUUUGCUCUGAAGCAGGAGGGCCACAGUCGAAGAGACAUCUUUGGAGAGCUGUUCAAAUAUGCUUUCCCUCUCUCUCAUGGACUGCCACUCUUUGCAUUUCUGAGUCAGGAGAAGUUUGAGGAGAACGGCUGGAACAUUUAUAAGCCCAUGGAUGAGUUCAGACGUCAGGGUCUACCCAAUGAGAGGUGGAGGAUUUCCUUCAUCAACUCAACCUAUGAGUUGUGUGACACUUACCCCACCAUCCUGGUGGUUCCAUUUAAAGCCACAGAAGAAGACCUGCGGCGAGUGGCCACCUUCCGCUCCCGCUGUCGUAUACCGGUGCUGUCAUGGAUCCACAGGGAGAAUCAAGCAGUGAUCAUGCGCUGUAGUCAGCCCCUGGUGGGCAUGAGCGGCAAGCGCAACAAGGAUGAUGAGCGCUACCUAGACAUCAUCCGUGAGGCCAACGGCACUCCCAAGCUCACCAUCUAUGAUGCCAGGCCUAAUGUCAAUGCUGUAGCCAAUAAGGCCACAGGAGGGGGUUAUGAGGGUGAAGAUGCCUAUCAGAACGCUGAGCUCGUGUUCCUGGACAUCCACAACAUCCACGUAAUGAGGGAGUCGCUGAAGAAGCUGAAGGAUAUUGUUUACCCCAAUGUAGAGGAGUCCCACUGGCUCUCCAGUCUGGAGUCCACUCACUGGCUGGAGCACAUCAAGCUGGUAUUGUCAGGGGCGAUCCAGGUAGCUGAUAAGGUGUCUUCAGGGAACUCGGUGGUGGUGCACUGCAGUGAUGGCUGGGACCGCACAGCUCAGCUUACUUCCCUAGCAAUGCUGAUGCUGGACUCCUACUACCGCACGCUCAGGGGCUUCCAGGUUCUGCUGGAGAAGGAGUGGAUCAGCUUCGGACACAAGUUCGCCUCGAGAAUCGGCCAUGGAGACAAAAACCAUGCAGAUCAGGACAGGUCACCCAUAUUCUUACAAUUCAUAGAUUGUGUGUGGCAGAUGACCAAACAGUUUCCAACAGCCUUUGAGUUUAACGAACAUUUCCUGAUAGUGGUCCUGGAUCACCUGUACAGCUGUCGCUUUGGCACUUUCCUCUACAACUGCGAGAGCAUCCGUGACAGCCAUAACGUGCGGACAAAGACCGUGUCUCUAUGGUCUCUGAUCAACAGCAGCACAACAUCUUACGUAAACCCAUUUUUCACUCCGGAGUCCAGCCGCGUGCUUUACCCUGUAGCCAGCAUGCGCCACCUAGAGCUGUGGGUGAAUUACUAUAUCCGCUGGAACCCUCGUAUAAGGCACCAGCAAAGUCCGGUGGAGCAGCGCUAUAAGGAGCUUCUGGCACUGCGGGAUCAGUAUUUGAAGAAACUGGAGGAACUGCAGCUGUCGGACUCCACCCACAUGACCAAUAGCUCCACCCCUAAUGCUGCCUCGCCCAAUCAACACAUCACACACCUGCAGACACCCUUCUGAUCACAUCGGCACACCAACACGCAGGACGUUUGUACAUAGCAAUAGUAAUAACUGCGAUAACACAAACCGUAGUAACGUUGAUAACAAGUAACUGAAAUACGUGAUUAUGCAAUAAUGUCACAUUACGGCCUUCAUAGCGCGAGUCAGUUGUGGGUGACGUGAAGCCUUAAAGAGACAGCGAAAUGCUUUUAUGUGUACUAACGAUAGUAAUGUGGACAAAUGGCUCUAGCUCUUCCUAAACCGUGUGCGCUUAUUUGGUAGAUGAUUGAUCAUAAGGUAGUUGGAUGUGAUGUAUACAGGAGGUGUUGGUAUGUGUGUUAGGGCUACAAGACUGUAGAUGUCUAGAGAUAAUCUGAAACACAGUAUGUAGAUUCUUAGACCAGAGUAAGAGAGUUUAUUAUGAUAGAAAAGGCGAUGUACUGAGUUUUGGAUGGUUGAUUUCUCAUUGACAUAACCUUUGAAAUGGUGAAGUAGUGUGUGGUUUAUGAAGAGCUAUUGGCUUUUGCUUGGUGUUUUUUUCCACUCAAUCCAGUAUCUGCCUGAGGUUGCGUACCUCUGGUUCUAAAAAGCAAUCUCUUGUCAGUGUCGAUGACUUGGUCGAAUUUGUGACAUGAAUUUUAGUGUCUGACCACAAAGCAUUCGUCUUGAAUAAGUUAAUGUUGUUUUAACAUUCAAGCAUACAGGGCAUUGGCUGCUCAAGAUAGACAUGUCAGUUUGGGAGGAAGAUGUCCUAAAAGAUGCUUUAGAUGCGCUUAUCAAACAGAACCAGGGUUUUGGGGCUAGAGAGACCAGUUCUGUGCCUUUUCUGUCCGGGGUAUUCUCUAACCUCAAGUAGACAUUUUAUAAGCAAAACUUGUUUGUUUAUUUGUUUUCUGUAGGCGGCAUCAGUGGCAAUGAAGGAUAAUUUCUUUUAGCUUUCUGUUUUUGAUUGACAGGACCGCUUUUGAGUCACCAUGCACCAAUGGCUUCCGGUUACCUCUUAAAUUGAAGUACAAUCGCCACGGACACUUCGGCUAUGCUAUGGGUCCCUUCCUAUGGAUGGGAGCACAUAGUCCAUAUCAGCUGAAGCUAAUUUGUUGGGAGAAGCUGCCCUCUUGAGCUGUUCCAAAGUCAGUUCUACCUGUUGCAUAUACUGAUUAAGGCUGGCAGUAAGACUGGACUAACCUAAUCCGGGACGAGCUCAUUGGGGCACCUCGGUGCCAUAACUAAUGCUGCCUCAGAAAAGCGUACCUUUUGAAGUCUUUGGCCUCAAUGAGGAGAUGAAGUUUAAACCAUAUUGUGAGAAGAUGAUGGAAAAAAAAACAGAAACAAACACAAACCCUUUACUGACGGUUGUGUUUUUAAGGGGGGGAAAUCUAUUUUUUAUUUUGUACAAGUACCAUAACUAUGUAAUUACCUCAACAAAGCCUAUUUUACUGUUGAAAGUUCUAUUGUUGUAAAAUAUAAUUAUUUUAUUCAGUGUAAAAUUUGACAGUUUUAUACAAAGGAAAGUAAUGAGAACAUGUUUUGAUUGGUUGAACUGUUGGUAAUUAGUGGACAUCAUAUAUUUCUUUACUCAAUGGGCAUUUAGGUUUGUUUGUAACAUCAUAGAGAUCUGAGUUUUCAGAAUUGUUUUUUUUCCUUUCAAACAUUCUAGGGAAUUUUUGCUAUCAAUCCCUUUACUCUGUGUGUGAGGUUGAGUGAAGGAACUGCACUCGUUUGGUUUCCUUUUCUUCUGUUUGUUUGGGGGGGUGGAUACUUUAUUAUCUGACAUUAUCUUUGUGCUGUUUAGACUUUUUUGUUUUUGUUUUGGGAACGUAUUUUGUGUUCUGUUCUCCCUCAUGUAUGCUCCACUGUUUGAUGGCCGCCUAUUGUUCUGUAAAUAAUGCUGAUUAAAUUAAUUUAAAGAUUUCACACGUAUGAA